Molecule: messenger RNA, 1128 nt
Organism: Fusarium coffeatum
Lineage: Eukaryota; Fungi; Ascomycota; Sordariomycetes; Hypocreales; Nectriaceae
Exons: 1
Coding region: 1-1128 (375 amino acids)
Source: RefSeq, a predicted model, not a curated record
AUGUGUCAAUCCUACAUCAACGAGUACGAGUCUUGUCACCACAACAAACUCGACAGAAAAGAAAAGUGCUGGCAGAAUUUUGUCGAGACUCACUUGUCGUUCCUGGCAGCUUGCUUAUAUCCUACAGGCUCCCAUAACGAUGUCAAAAUAUCCAAUCCUGUCCAUGGAAUGUGUGAUAGCUGCACUAAGCGUAACCAGCAGAACACCCGUCGAGACUAUGGUGGCUUCACUGCACAGUUGACUGCACAGUUGACCCAGGGUGUUGGAAGCUCCCGGGGUAUGGCACAGGUUCAGGCAUCUGUUUACCCCUGGGAACAGAUACAGCCAUCUGAUUACUCCUGUGGAGGUCAGAAUGAGCCUCCUGUGAGAUCCCCUGAGAAUUCUUACCAGCCUCGGGCUUAUCCAACUCAGGGUCACCAGCACCAGGCUCAAGCAAACAACCCUUCUCAGCCGGAUAGAGCUCUCGGUUCUAGAGCUCUUGAAUCUGAAGAAACUCCUCGACCUGGCUAUGGAUAUGCCAGAGCACUUCAGUAUCAACGUUAUGUCAGUCAGCCUUCCAGACAGGUAAGUCAUGGCCCAGAUGGUAUCGAACUGACAAACCUGCAGCCCUCUAACCUUCGACAUAGCAACAGUAACGGCUUUGUCAACAGCUCAGAGCCUAGUCCUUACGAGAUAGAGGCCACUGUCGGCAGGCGUGACAGUAUUCUGUCAGAGAAUGGACGCGCCCCGGCUCAACGUACUCGCAGGCCUCUCUCGCCCAUACCUAGUCCCCACGAACUGGAGUAUUCUCUUAACAACAGCGACAGCGUCGAUUCACUGAGUGCAGCGGCAAAAAAGACCACCAGCAGUCGUACAAGACGCCGUCCCAAGAAAUCUGGUACCCGCGGAAACCUAGAGAUCAAGGAUAAACUUCCUCGUCCCGCUCCAAAUCCAGGGCACUGUGAGCAAAACCCCGUCCCUCGCAGGGUCGCAACGCUGCGAAGGGAGCAUGGCCCUUCUUCAAUUGACCGCUCCCAGACGGUGUCUCCUCUCACUGAGAGCGAUCUGAGAGCUCCUUUUGUUCCGAUCCCUGAGCACGAUGAGUACCCUGAGCACGAUGUAGACAGCAACUACCCCGCGCGUAUCUAG